AGCAAACUGUAUGGGUAAUGAUGAAUGUCCAUUGACAUUAGAUGAUGCUGGCGGCGUUUUAGGACAUGCAUACUUUCCUGACUCUAGCGGCACCUGUAGAGAAAUCCAUUUAGAUAUAAAUGAACGCUGGUAUUUUGGAAAUAAUCCAUAUAUACCCAAAAAUCAAACUAGUUUUCUUAUGGUGUUGGUUCAUGAAAUUGGACAUGCUCUCGGCAUAGCACAUAGUGCUUCUCCGAAUGCUAUUAUGUUUGCCUUCUAUCAGCAUGAGAUUCGUGGUCUAGAUGUUGAUGAUAUAAAUGCAGUACAAUAUCUAUAUGGAAGAAAAAACAAAUAUGAUUCAAUCCCAAAGUCUACCACCGCAUCAGCAAUACCAAAAACAACAACAACUAUAAGAUCUACAACUCGUUGCCCACAAAAAAGCAUUGAUUACACUCCAGCAGCCUGUGCUGAAGAAGAAACAAUCACCGAAGAAGCAUCUGGAAGUUCAGGACCAGUACUGAAAGCUACCACAAUGAAAGCGGGACCCACUUUGGAAUGCGUGGCGCUACCUAGCGGCGAGAGUGAACUACAUAGUGAUCUAGAGGAAGAGACGGGUAAUAUAAUUGGUCUUGUUGUAUCUAGUAGUGUUUAA
This is a messenger RNA of Acanthoscelides obtectus, 631 nucleotides long. NCBI's taxonomy places the organism in Eukaryota, Metazoa, Arthropoda, Insecta, Coleoptera, Chrysomelidae. The record is from the annotation of a GenBank genome assembly.